AUGGUAUUUUUCGGCCAUUUUUUUGCACCUCUGGUGUCGGUUUUUCACUUGGCAUUUCAUCAAAAAUAUUUUGAUUCAUUUUGAUUGAAUUAUCUAUAAAAUAUCGGAGUUAUUAAAAAAUUCAAUUAUAAUUAAUUUAAUUUGAAGGAUAUUCCCGAGUUUGCUGUGCUUUUUUUUUAAAUAUCUUUAGAUAUGGCCUUGUUCAUGGAGCAAAUUCCCUACGCCUGGCUGUUAUUAGGAGCCGGUGCUCUGUGGCUUUUCAGGUCGUAUAUGCAGGGUGGGAAAUACAGAAAAAAUACCACGGCAUUGGGGAAAGUGGUCGUCAUUACUGGAGCUAACACUGGCAUUGGGAAAGAGACUGCCCGUGAACUAGCUAAGAGAGGAGCUACCAUUUAUAUGGCUUGUCGCGAUAUGAAGAAAUGUGAAAAGGCGCGUCAAGAACUAAUCAAAGACACAUGCAACAAAAAUAUACAUGGUAUUAAGCUGGACUUAGCAUCUCUUACAUCAAUUAAGGAAUUCGCUGAUCACUUCAAAGAGAUCGAAACCCGUCUAGAUAUCCUUAUAAAUAAUGCUGGUAUUAUGGCCUGUCCGCGAAUGGUUACUGAGGAUGGAUUUGAAAUGCAGAUUGGUGUUAAUCAUUUAGGCCAUUUCUACUUAACAAAUUUGCUCCUUGAUCUAUUAAAGAAUUCUGCCCCGAGUCGAAUAGUAGUGCUGUCAAGCUUAGCACAUGCGAUGGGUCCUUUUAAAAAUAAUGAUUUUCUCAGCGAACAUUCGUAUAAACCUUCAAAAGUCUAUACACAUAGUAAAAUUGCAAAUAUUUUGUUUGCUCAUGAAUUGGCAAAACGUUUACAAGGUACAAAAGUGACUGUGAACUCCUUGCACCCUGGUGUGGUGGAAUCUGAAUUGAUGCGGUACAACUCGAUAAUUAAUAACCGAUUUUUAGGUCCUAUUGCAAAUGUUUUGAAAUGGCCCUUCUUCAAAACUACUGCAAACGGUGCUCAAACUACUAUUUUUGCCGCCCUGGAUCCAGAUUUGGAAUUAGUAAGCGGUGUUUAUUUCAGCGACUGCCAGCCGAAGAAAACAACUUCAGUAGCCCGCGAUGAUGAUUUGGCCAAGUGGCUAUGGGAUGAAAGUGAUCGACUAAUCAACUUGAAGUUGGCACAAUUGGAUCUGAAGUAAAAUACACCCAUACAUAAAUAUUUAUUAAAUAAAUGACUGUCACAACCCAAAAAAAGACAGUGAAAUUACCGGAUACAAUUAUAGUUUAGAAAUAAAAGAGGCUAAUGUUAUGCUUUGAAGCAACUUGGAGCUCAGCCUAUAGAUGAAUAUAAAUAUGCAUUAUGAAUUAUAACUUUGCAAUAAAACACAUUUGAUGUUAACCUUAAAGAAAUAUGAUUUUUAUGAAUUAAAGAAGCAGUUUUAUAAGAACUUCUCCUAAAGGCCUUCGAAUGUUGAACUGCAUCGUUAUUGCAGAGGACCAUCGAUAUCUAUUACAUAUGUAUAUACAUAUGUAUGGAAUCUUCAAAGACUAAACUAAAUUUUCUAUAGUAUUAUUAAAUGUGCGAUAUUACAAGAAAUUCCGCAUCAUUGUCUGAAAAAAUACGUUUCUUGAGUUGUGACAGUCUUUUAGUAAAUGAACGAUAUGCAAAUAUUAUAAUAACAUGCCCUGCAAUGUAUUACAUAAAACGCACUUGCGUGCAGUAUUAGUCAUAGAAACUAAAAAAAUAUAGAUGUACUAUCAAAUGUUA
This is a messenger RNA of Rhagoletis pomonella (apple maggot), 1748 nucleotides long. Its product is annotated as retinol dehydrogenase 12-like. The record is from RefSeq and is a predicted model, not a curated record. The transcript has 6 exons. NCBI's taxonomy places the organism in Eukaryota, Metazoa, Arthropoda, Insecta, Diptera, Tephritidae. The coding region runs from base 193 to 1179 and encodes 328 amino acids.